Molecule: messenger RNA, 304 nt
Organism: Staurois parvus
Lineage: Eukaryota; Metazoa; Chordata; Amphibia; Anura; Ranidae
Source: the annotation of a GenBank genome assembly
CCUGCCAUCUGUGAACCCACCUUCCGUUGUUCAGCCUGAUGCCCUGAUGCCUGAUGACCCAGUGUACGCUACCCAGCCUGAUGACCCGAUCCGGCCUGAUGACCCGAUCCAGCCUGAUGACCCGGUGUUCGUGAUCCAGCCUGAUGACCCGAUCCAGCCUGCCAGCCUGAUGACCCGAUCCAGCCUGAUGAUCCUACCCAGCCUGAUGAUCCUAUCCAGCUUGAUGACUCGGUGCCCGCUGUCGUGCCAGAUGACUCGGUGCCCGCUGUCGAGCUUGGUGACUCAGUGCCCGCUGUCGUGCCAG